Molecule: messenger RNA, 2371 nt
Organism: Adelges cooleyi (spruce gall adelgid)
Lineage: Eukaryota; Metazoa; Arthropoda; Insecta; Hemiptera; Adelgidae
Product: protein croquemort-like
Exons: 9
Coding region: 486-2015 (509 amino acids)
Cellular component (GO): cytoplasm; membrane
Molecular function (GO): scavenger receptor activity
Source: RefSeq, a predicted model, not a curated record
UUGUUAACAACGAUAAUAGUGUGUUUUUGUACGACUUCACAGUGCACGAGAUAAUAAAAAAACGCCAAUAAUAAAAAAUAUAUAUACAUAUAUAUAUUAUUACAACUGCAAUAACAUAAUAGUGUGUCAUACUAUAGGUAUUAUGUACGUUUAGGUUUGAUGUUAUUACAGAACGCCAGCGGCCAGUCGCUCAUACGCACUAUUGAAUUAAACUCGGAUUUUGUUAGUCACUGUUGUUGUAUACUCCAUUGUAUACGUUUGUAAUUGGUAUGAGUUCUGUAGAGAAAACUAUAAUAUAAUAUAAAACUUAAUAUAAUAUAAUAGUAAUUCGACUCGAACGUUUCGGCGGUGUCAAGUACCAUCGAACUUGAUUUGUGCAUAAGAUGAGCACAUACGAUUUUAACCUCUAUCAUUCUGGUCAAGUAUUUAAUUUGUCACCAACUAUACCCACUCAAAUCUAAUCUCGUUUGUGGCCUCUAAAACUAAUGGUGAAAUUAUAUCAAUUGACAAUGAAUCAUGACGAAGGAGAAUUAGAAAGGCUGAUAGCAGGCGAUAAAGAACAUAAAGAUUCAGAAUGUCCUAGCUUUUGGUGUCAGCUGAUUUUGUCAUUGUUUGGCGUUCUGUUUUUGUUCACCGGAAUUAUAAUGACUGGUCUGUGGCCACAAAUAUUUGGUGACGUUAUGAAACAUAAACUAGAAUUGAGAAAUAAUACUCAAACUUACAAGUAUUGGGAAAAGUUACCAGUACCUUUACAAAUGGAAAUAUACUUAUUCAAUUGGACCAAUCCAGAAGCUACUUUACAAAAUAAAACUAAACCUGUAUUACAACAAUUAGGACCUUAUGUUUUUACGGAUAAACGAUUAAAAGUUAAUCAAACUUUUAACAAAAAUUCAACCAUAACAUAUAUGCAAUUAAAAAGUUGGUACUUUGAACCUUUGGCUUCAAAUGGCUCAUUGACAGAUAAAAUCACCACAGUCAAUGUUAUUCUCAGCGUAUUAGGAGAAAAACUGAAAAAAAUUAAUAGACACUGGGUGUAUAUUCUUGCAAACUACUAUUUAAAAAUUAAGAAAAUCAAUCAACCAUAUGUGACAAAAACGGCUGGCGAAUUUUUAUUCGAUGGCUAUGACGAUCCAAUCUUGGAUGUUAUUAUAAAAUUACAAGCAUUUAUACCUAUAAAUGUACCAAUCAAGAAAGUGGGAUGGUUCUACGGGAUGAAUAUGAGUACAGCCGCAGAUGGUUUAGUUAAUAUGUAUACUGGUGUAGAUGAUAUAUCCAAAGUUGGUAUUAUACAUUCGGUUAAUUAUAAUACAAAAUUAAAUAUAUUCAAUAAAGACUGCAGUUAUAGUAAUGGCUCUGUCGGUGAUUUAUGGCCAGAACACUCAGCCUCCCAACCCAAUAUUUCGCUUUAUGUUCCUAGUCUCUGUAGUGCCGUUACCUUGACGAAUACAAACCAUGCUUAUGUUAAUGAGAUUGAAGGAAUCAACUUUGCUGCAGGAUCCGACGUUUUCAACAAUACAUGCAAUUGUCCACCGUCUGGUUGCCAACAACUUCCUGGUGUGCGAUCAUUGAAUUUGUGUGGAAACAACAACCCACUUCCUUUAUUUGUAUCAUUUCCACAUUUUUAUUUGGCAGAUCCUUCCUAUGGCCAAAUGAUAAAUGGAAUGAAACCAAAUAAAUCAUUACACGAGUUCAAAAUCAUUUUAGAAAAAGACUAUUCCAUACCACUCAGUGUAGAUGCUAAAUUUCAGUUCAAUGUCAAAAUAAGUCCAAUCAAAGAAUUCUCUAUUUUGAGAAAUGUACCUGAACUAUAUUUACCAACAUUUUGGUUUUCUGAAUCAUUUGUAAUUCCACAAAAUAUGUCUGAUCAACUCACAAUUGUUACUAACUUGUUACCAAACAUUGUUCCUUAUGUAUGGUUAAUGAUGGCCGUAGCUGGAUCUGUUAUGUUAAUAAUUAGCACUUAUUUUUGGAUAAACAGAAAAAACAAGUCAUUCGUCUUAGAUCCAGUAGAAUGAAAAUUUCCCUUUUAAUUAUCAUAACUUAAAUGACUGUCUAGAAAAAAAUGAAAUGGUUCAACUCAAGUUACACUUAGAAUAGCAGGUAUCUAUAAACAAUAGUUGUAAUCUCUGUUAAGUGACAUCUAAAACUCUAUUAUCAAGUUUAUCACUGUUCAUAAGUACCUUUUAAAUUAGAUAGUAUUCCAUUUGAGUACAUAAUUGACAUAAAUCUAUAAAAAUUACAUAUUUUAUAACCAUUUAACUUACCUUUAGAUAUUCCACUAUUUUUUUUUUUGUAAUUGUGUGUAUACAUAAACAUGUCUUUUUAAUUUUCUAUUUAUUAAUAUAUCAUAAUUUGAUCAUUGUGUAUGUGA